Molecule: messenger RNA, 1481 nt
Organism: Saitoella complicata NRRL Y-17804
Lineage: Eukaryota; Fungi; Ascomycota; Saitoellomycetes; Saitoellales; Saitoellaceae
Exons: 2
Coding region: 31-1398 (455 amino acids)
Molecular function (GO): protein binding
Source: RefSeq, a predicted model, not a curated record
AAACCGAAAUCAUCCCAUCAGCAGUUAUCCAUGUCGACAAACAUCACAAUCAUUCUAUCGCCAACACAGAAGUAUACGGCCAAACCGACGCCAACAACUUCUCUCAAUUCCCUUCUCAUUCAAGCAUGUCAACACCUCAGUCUUCCCGACUCGCCCGAAUCAUACCUGCUGAAACACGGCAAAACCACACUUGAUCUCUCGCUGCCAAUCCGCCAUGCCAAUCUGCCACAAGGCGCAAAGCUCGACAUGAUCCUGAGACCAGCCAGAUCUGCCAAUGCACUUGUCACAAUCGCCGUCCAAUUGGCCGACGGAAAGCGAUUGAUCAAGAAGUUUCCAGCUUCGACAUCACUUUGGGACGUACUGAGAGCGAACGAGACAGAGGACAUUAGAAUUGUAAGACGGGAGGGUGAGGGUGGACAAUGGAUGGAGCCGGUGAUCAGAAUAGGGAAUGAUGACAUCAGAGAGCCGGAUUUGUUGAAGAGUACGACGUUGAGCAGUCGCGGCCUGUUCUCCGGGCAGCAUAUCUUGAAGGUCUCGUUCAGUCUGUCUACAGAACCUUUGCCGCCCAUCGACGAUUCUCCUGUCAUGGGGGUUGUCACCUCGACCUCGAUCCCGGCUAGCAGAACGACACCGAUACCUUCACCAACAGGGCGAGCUACGGCGGAGGCAGCUCUACCAGCCCCAGAGCCUGCUGUACACCCGGCGGGCCCGAAUCACCGCUCUCUCAAAGUAUAUAACGCACCCACGUCCUCCACACCCCACGCCGCCACCUUACCCGCCGAGCCAGAGCUCCACCCAACCGCAGCAGACGCGCGAGCCAUCCAAGCUUCUCUCACUGCCCGUGCCCGAGCACUCGAUAACGGCGGACUAUUCCUCUCUGCUGCAGAAAGGGAGAAGCGCGCGCGUGAGCUCAAAGAGAAAGAAGGACGGAUUCCGAAGCAUGUAACGGAAAUGGAGGUUAGCGUCAGGCUGCCUGAUGGGGCGAGACUGGGUGCGGUGUUUGGCGUCAGGGAAGGAACGAGUGCGUUGUUCGAGCUUGUGAGGUCGAGUUUGAAGAGCGGAGUUGUGGAGAAGAAGUUUCAUCUGAGUACUGGAAUGCCGCCCAGGAAGGUUUUGGAGAGCAAUGAAAUCACGAUUGGGGAGGAACUUGGCGCUGGCGUUGGGAUUACGAAGUGUUUGGUUACGUUGAUCUGGGAUGAGCUUACAAGCGGCCGGGAAAGCGUUUUGAAGGAGGAAUUGGCAUCGCAAGGGCAGGAGCUUAAGGGAAAGGUUCUAGAAGAUGUCGAGAUGAAAGAAGCAUCCAAGGCCGCAGUCGAGGAGAAGAAUGUCGAGGAGUCAAAGGAGGAAAAGAAAGAGAAGAAGAUCCCUAAAUGGCUGAUGAAGGGGCUUAAGAAGUGAUGGAAUGCUCAAUUGGUCGUUUAUUGUGUAUCUCUCUGUGACAUGCUUGCAUGGCGUUGGUAUAUCUUAGCUUUUCAAUCCUG